AUGAGCUCCAACGACGAGAUGGAUGUCGACCCCAGGAUGGACAUCGAGGACGACAUAGAUAUCGAAGACGACAUGGACCAGGACUUCGACGUCUUGCUCGCCGAACUCCAUGAGCGGGAGUUGGACGACGAGGCUGGACCAUGUGAUGUACCAGAGGACGAGGUCCAUCGUCAGUCCAAGCUGACAUGGCGUCGGUUCAAAGAGUUUUUCGAGGAACAACGAAACUGCGGUCUGCUCAACCUCAUGCCAGGCUGUCCCAAGGCACAUACAGACUAUCUCGACAAAAACUUUGCUCAACUCGACUACGGCACGUGUGCCGCCUUCAUGCUCUGGAUGGCAGGCAGCACUGCGUCCAGUAUCGAGAAUCCGGGCCCUAGCAUUGUCACCCUCACGGGAUACUGGUUCUAUUUCAAGCAGCACUACUUUGCAAAGCGCGGUGGCCAGUUGAUUCCGAAGGACAUUUGCCUCCUCGAUUCCUUUCUAGAGGAAGGGAUCCUGUCAGAUAUUCGCCGCGUCCGCACAAUUGCAACGCCUGCGGGCAUCAGGUCUAUCGCUUUUUCUGCCUGGCAGCCUGAGUGGUCUCCUAACGUCCUACAACGUCGGUGGCAGUUCAUCUUCUGGCAAGCCGUAAUGCUUCAAGGCAACACCCGUGUCAGGAGCAUUGUCGGUGACAACAAGGAGCAGGUGGCGGCAUACGGCCACUUCAAGUUGCUGUUCGGACGUGUCAACGAUGACGACUCUGCGCCAGAGUAUCAAGUUGGUCUUCUCAUGCAGCCGAUCAACAGCAAGACCGCCACAGCCAAGGGCACAUUCCAUCUCCUCAACUCAACUGCCGAGCGCUGGCGGUGCCCAGUCACGUCAUUCCUGGUUCUAGCCAGUCUAGACGAUGCUCUUCCGGAGAACCUUGACCUCGGCAUGUUUGACAACAUUGGUCAGAUCCUCAAUGGGGAGGAGAUCAAGAUUCUAAGCUGUCGCAAACCGGACAUGCCAGUGUUCCGCGGAGAGAAUGCCAAGCGGGGCAUGUAUAACAACGCGUGGAAUAGCAAGGGUCUUGGGGUCCUGCUCAAGAAUCUUUGUGAGCUCGCGGAGUUUGAAGCGCACCUUCAGCCCAGUUCAUAUCGAACGAUAGGGCUUCAGUACAUGGCAAUCAGCGGCGUGGAACUUGAGAAGUUGCAGAUCAAGGCCGAUCAUGUGUUCAACUCGACCGUUACAGACAUCUAUCUGAGGCAAUUGCCCCCGGUAGAUAUUAAGGCAUUGGUCUGGGGCCAGAAGGACCGCUUGAUGGAGGCUUACGAACUCCAUCCUCACGCGACUCGUCCAGGGCUCGGUCCAGCUCGGGCAUCAACAGUCACUGGGGUUGUGCCUUCCUCGCUCGUGAACCCCGAGACUGAGGUCGAGUACCUAGACAUCAUGCAGAACAUCCUCUUCGGAGCCAGCAAACUCGACGGUGCCACCCUGAAGCAGUGUGCGGUUCCCCUGCCGCAGCUCAACUCUCUUUCCAGCUUCAUGCCCGCUGGCGGUGUCGGCAAGAACGAUACGUGCGCUACCUGCGGCCGGGUCCUCGAGGGAUGUCCUUCCGACAUUCUCGAACACGUCCUUCCUUGCGCCCGAGCUGAGGUAAAGAAGGAGGUGCGAGCUGGCCUCCUUGGAAAGUACCCCGUCUUUCCCUCCCUCGACAUGCACCCAUCCCUCACAUUUACCGACUCGGUCACUGACAAGAAAUCCAAGCCUCACCCGACUAGCAUCGGACGUGGGUCGCUCAACCCGCGGUUGGUGUGGAACGACAACCAAGGAGAAUGGACGUUCGACUUGUCGUCCUUGAAACUCGCGCUCUACACUCAGCUCUCCAAAUACGGCAAGUUUACGUGCAAAUGUGGGCAUCGAUCGCUUUGCAUCUCAAUGGCAGUCCAGCACCAGCUAUCGCAUGGGCUGUGGGUAGCAGAUCUUCCUAAAGCCCUCAGCAACAAGAAAUUCCGCCUUCCAUGCGAACCGAGGUACUUCUGGGAACUCGGACGCUGGGUGUCGGACCCGCGAGAGCUCGAGAUCGUAUGCGAGCGUCUCUUCAACGAGCGCUUCGUCAACCUCCCUCAAGACUACCGAUACCGGGUUCGUUAUGACAUGUGUCUCGGCGACGUCGAAGCGGCGGCACUCGAGCCUGACCUCCAGCCAGGUUACACAGACUACAGUUAUGACGGCCGUAUCUGCCGGUCGACCAUCCUGCACGACAGGGUUUGCUUUUGCUGUGUCCACUCCACGGCUGAAGCGUUCCACGUCCGUAUGGCUUUCCCAGCUGCCAAGCAUCACCAAGCACUUCAUCUGUGUCGAGAGUUUCUACGAGCCAAGGACGAGGAGGAGGGUAUCUUCGUCCGCCGGGGCCAGCUCAUCUGCCCCGACCUUGUCUGUUCUCGCCACCACCGCACGUUUGACAACCUUCUGUACCUUGUGUGGCAUCUCGCAGCCGUUCACCGCCUUCAGCUGCAUAAGACCCUAGCCAACCGCACAACACCCAUGAGCGAGCUUACCGUCGCAGACGCGUCCGAGCUCAUAAUAUUCCUCGCGGCUUGUGCGCCUAAUGCUCUCAGCACGACCCUCGAAAAGGCAGCCGCCACACCUUUGGACGAGCUCGAUUGGACGUACGCGCUAGAGAACGUCGACUUUAUUCGUUCUCUCGAGAACGCAGACUUUAGAAGCACGCUCGCCAACGUCGACUUUGCCGGCGUUUUCAACGAUGUGGAUUUUAGCUUCUCAUGA
Messenger RNA from Cutaneotrichosporon cavernicola, 2751 nucleotides. RefSeq lists its product as uncharacterized. The record is from RefSeq and is a predicted model, not a curated record. The transcript has 6 exons. The coding region runs from base 1 to 2751 and encodes 916 amino acids. Lineage: Eukaryota; Fungi; Basidiomycota; Tremellomycetes; Trichosporonales; Trichosporonaceae.